AUGGCGAUCCUCCACAAACCAAGCUUCCACUUCCAGAAGGCCACCUUUGAAAACCCCUUCCACCGGUCCCCGGAGGAGAAAAACGAGACCUGGAUCAAGUACAUCUUCGACCCCCAUGUGACCGUAGUCACCACCAAGACCCACGACCACUCCAACAACAAGGCCGACGGAGCCAAGGAGAUUGAGACCAUCAAGCAGUUCAUGGACAAGAAGAUGCUCUUCUUUGCCUGGAUCUCCCUGAUGCUGGUCUCCACAGUGGUGGCUCUGGAGCGAGGUACCACCUCCACCUAUGCUGCUGUCGCUACCUCCCAUUUCAACGAGCUGGGUCUCUUGUCCGCGGUUGGAGUUGUGCGAUCUGUUCUUUACGCCGUCACUCGACCCACCAUUGCUAAGCUGGCCGACGUGUUGGGUCGAGUCGAGGCUCUGGUGCUCGCCAUCAUCUUCUACAUCAUUGGCUUUGCCAUGCUGGCGGGAGGCUCCAACAUUGCCACCUACUUUGCCGCCCACAUCUUCUACGUGUCUGGCGAAGUGGGCAUUCAGUUCAUGGAGGCUGUUUUCGCUACCGACACCUCCAACCUCCGAAACCGUACCUUCUUCCUGGCCCUGCCCAACUUUGCCUACGUCUGGGCCUCCUGGGUAUCGGCUCCCAUCGCCUCUGGAGUGCUCAAGAACUCCACCUACCGAUGGGGCUACGGAAUGUGGUGCAUUAUCAUGCCCGUGGUCUCCAUUCCUGUGUGUAUCAUUCUGCUACGACUCAAGUUCAAAGCCCGAGCCAUGGGUCUGGAAUACGGAAAGGCCGUGCGAAACUUCCGAGGCACCUUCAGCCAGUUCGACAUGGUUGGUCUCAUUCUGUUCACUGCUGGACUCUGUCUUCUCUUCCUGGCAGUCACCCUGGCCACCUCUCCGACCUCCUGGGGCCAGGCCCACAUUCUGGUCAUGAUCAUCAUCGGACCCAUCCUGCUGUUCAUCUUCCCCUUCUGGGAGAUCUUUGGACCCAAGUACCCGUUCAUGCCCUCCUACGUGAUUACCAACCGAACCAUGUUCACCACCUGCUUGCUCAUCUUCUGCUACGCUCUGGCCUACUUCCUGUACGGAACCUACUACCUGCCCUGGCUCAUGGUGUGCAAGAACCUGUCCGUCAAGGCAGCUACUAACACCGUAAACGUCUUUGUGGUCGGCUCCACCGUCUCGUCCUUCUUUGCUGCCGCCUACGCCAAGUACUUCAAGCGAAUGAAGCCUGUCAUUAUCGCCGGAGCCGCUAUCUACAUGCUGGGUAUCGGUCUGACCUACAACUACCGAAAGCCCACCCACCGUCUUUCUCAGUUCAUUGUCUCGCAGUGUGUGGAGGCUGUUGGAGCCGGCUUCCUCCAAACCCCCAUGAUCUCCAUGAUCCACGCCGUGGUGCCCCAUCAUAACGUGGUCACAGCCACCGCCAUUUACCAGUCCAUCAUGACCGUGGGCUCCAUUGUGGCUGAGGCCAUUGCCGGUACCCUCUACCGACAGUCUUACCCCAAGCAGCUGGCCAAGCACGCGCCCUUCCUGUCCCCUCGAGAGGCCCACCAGGUGGUCAACAACCUCAUGGCCCCCAUCAAGCUGUACCCUUGGGGCACUCCCGAGCGAGAGGCCAUUGUCACCGCCUUCAACGACAUUUACCGAAAGCUUCUCUACCCUCCCAUCAUCAUUGCUGGCUUCAUUUUUGUCGCCGCCUUCACUCUGCCCAACGUCUACCUUGGUGACACCGACGAGCCCACUCAGUCUGACUCCGAGGUUGACUCUUCCUCCAUUGACGAGAAGAUCCACCCCCAUGACGAAGAGGCUCAGUACGAGCAGCAUCACGAUAUGGAGGCCUCUACUUCUCCCGAAAACAUUCCUCAGAUCUCCGAGGGCAUGGAGGAGGAGAAGAAGAUGUAG
This is a messenger RNA of Yarrowia lipolytica CLIB122, 1911 nucleotides long. RefSeq lists its product as uncharacterized. Gene Ontology annotation, cellular component: plasma membrane. The record is from RefSeq and is a predicted model, not a curated record. NCBI's taxonomy places the organism in Eukaryota, Fungi, Ascomycota, Dipodascomycetes, Dipodascales. Gene Ontology annotation, biological process: transmembrane transport. Gene Ontology annotation, molecular function: siderophore-iron transmembrane transporter activity.